CCCAGGGCCGUUGCUCUUCAGACCUUUAGGAGCCGUUGAGCCAACGAGCGAGCAGCUCGGCGUUUCAGUUCUGCCCGCCUGUUACGCAUCCGUUGCAUCAUGGCCGAGGACUUCCUGCAAGCGCUCUCCUUUGAACAGCAGCGGUUGCUGGAGGUUUCCCAGGAACAGAGCAGCCUUUGGAGUCGCCACCUCCAAGAGACCUUCGAGCGCCUGUCCGCAGCCAAGCUUCCAAGGCCACAAGAAGAGCUCAUCAAUGGCCAAGGAGCAACCAAACUGAGUGGUUUGCUGAGACCGCAUCAGCCAUCGCUGUUGGCGGAGUCUGUGGACCCUUGCCCGGAACCAGCCGUGUUGCUUGAGGAGCUCCCGGUUGUCUCGGCUCCCCCCUCGCGCGAGAUCUCGCGGCAUCCAACCAACAUCUCCAGCAACAGCCGGAAGACGAGCAAGAACAUACGGUCCGAACACACCCAGAUCCUCAAGACGCAGACGAGCCUCACCGCACGGUCCCAUUCCCUGCGCGAAAAAGCAGCUGCUUACGUGGACUAUUUGGCAGCUUUCCUGGUCUUGCUGAAUUCUGCAGUGAUGAUGUUGGAAUUGGAGCUCGAGGGCCGGGCCAUCGGCCGAAAUUUAGCUUUGAGCGAGGGCCCGCAGCUCCAGGACAUUGAGGGUCUCUUCAAGACCUUGCAUCAUACUUUCGUUUUUGUCUUCUUGGCCGAGCUCUUGAUCAGGAUUGUCAUCCGGGGUCUGGAUUUCUUCCGUGACGUUGCGAAUUGGUUCGAUGUGGUUCUGGUUCUGGCCGGUCUCUUGGAAGUCUUCUUCAUUGGGGGUGACCCCAAAAACAUCUUAAUGAUGCGGCUCAUGCGAACACUGAAGGCCUUCCGAGCGGUGCGCAUGGUGCGCACCUUUCGGCUCUUCAAAGGCCUACAACUCUUGGUGAAGGCAUGUACCUGUUUCUUGCCUUCCCUUGGUUGGUCUAUGGUUCUCCUUGUCGUUUUUAUGUCGAUUGGGACCUUAGUGCUGGGCAACUUGCUUCAAGAUUUCAUCACCAACGAGUCGAACAACUUGGAGGAUCGGCAUUGGAUCUGGAAUCGCUAUGGCACCGCCUACCGCGCAAUGUACACCCUCUACGAGGUGACAUUCGCAGGGAACUGGCCAACAAAUGCCCGUCCAGUGCUGGAGAAGGUCAGUCAGGGCUUUGUGGUGUUCUUCGUGCUGUACGUGACCAUCAUUGUGUUCGCGAUCAUUCGCGUGAUUUCGGCAAUUUUUCUCAAGGACACCUUGGAUGCGGCACAAGCGGACGCUGAAAGUGUGGUGGUGGACCGCUUGAGAAAAAAGGCAGAGUAUUUGCAGAAACUCGAAAGUUUAUUCAGAGCUAUGGAUGAGGAGGGUGACGGGAUGAUUUCCGAGCAAAAACUCCUGUCCAUCUUUGCGAACCCAAAGGUCGAAGCAUACUUUCAGACCUUGGACGUUGACGUGACCGAGGGCGCGGCCCUUUUUAACAUGAUUGACAAUGGUGACGGACAGGUGACACUCGAUGAAUUUGUGGACGGGAUUCUACGUUGUCGCGGCCCAGCGCCUGGGCCGGUGACCAGAAAGCUUGCGCACACUCCAGUAUAGACUCAGGCGCGAGCGUUGGACCAAGUGGCCAUGCGCGCUGACUUAAAGAAUCUGGAUUCCAAGCUGAACGCUCUCCUCCAAGUUGCGGGCGUAGGCAAAGAGAAGAAGCAAUUGAAAGUUUGACGACAGGACCGGAGGAAGCCUUUUCACAUGCCGGAUGAAGGGAGAUAUUCUCCCGACUCGUCGUCGAAGUCGGAUGACGGACGCGUGUUGUGGAACUGGAACGUUGACGAACUAAGCGGUACCG
Messenger RNA from Durusdinium trenchii, 1861 nucleotides. Lineage: Eukaryota; Dinophyceae; Suessiales; Symbiodiniaceae. The record is from the annotation of a GenBank genome assembly.